AUGUCGACAUCCCUCCAACUCCUCGCCCCACGGCCUUGGGCCUCCCGCAAGAACCCCAGCACCUACACGCGCGAGACGGCUAAAUACAUCCAACGCAUUUCGCUCGAACUCAUGGCGCUCGCUUCCUCGCAGCAGUGGACACAUCCUUUGUUCCAGAAGUACAUCUCCCCGUCAUACCACGCGGAAUUCGACCACGCGGGCGGCGUCCCGCUCCACACGUGGCAAGCGUACAUCGAUCACCACGACCGGCUGGCGGAGAAGUAUCCGGAGUAUCGCUUCGAGGCGCUGGAUAGUGUUAGUGAUGUGUAUGAGAAGAAUGGGACCGGGAGUGUGUAUUUGCUCCUGAGGGUGACGGGGCAGCCGAGUAGUGUU
Zasmidium cellare ATCC 36951 is the source of this 372-nucleotide messenger RNA. RefSeq lists its product as uncharacterized. The record is from RefSeq and is a predicted model, not a curated record. The annotation marks the transcript as partial. The transcript has a single exon. Lineage: Eukaryota; Fungi; Ascomycota; Dothideomycetes; Mycosphaerellales; Mycosphaerellaceae.